AACAAAUCUUUUACAAGUAAUCCAAUCUCUCUCAACACCACAAAAAAAGAAAAAAAAAAAGUCUCUCUCCCCUGUUCUUCCUCCUGUUCUUGUAAGGUUUCAACAAAGGGAUUAAUUAAUGUGUCCAUUAAGGUUCAUCUUGGUGUUUUUCUCAGCUUUGUUGGCCGGGUAUUUUGCAUGGAGGACGGUGAGUUCUCCGCCGGAAUCCAGUUUCAACUUGGCGGGUCCUGGAGAUGAUGAAAAGAAAGAUAAUCAAGAUCAGCAACUCAACACAAACAAGGUUUUCAAGGGAAUUCAGAAUGGAUUCUGGGUAUUCGUCGACAUGGCCAGUGGGAGAUACUUGUGGAAGAAUAUGAGGGAGAUGAAGAAAGAUUAGCAGGUCAGGUCAUCUCUGUUAGAUGAUUUGGGUUCUUGUACUAAAUCAAUUGUGCCACAGAUACCUGUAAAGAUUUUUUUUUCAAGGGGACAAUUGAAAUACCAGAAGCAAAUUUGUUAAUUCACAAUCUAUGAUGAGUCUUUCAAUGGAAAUAAUGAAAAUCUUUUCUAUUCUUUAACCAUGCCAAAGCCUUCUUCCAAGAACAAUCAAUGGAUCAUAUCAUUCUCUAACAAUACCUUAAGCCCCCCGGGAAGGAUUGUUUUAGCUGAAACAAAUACGUAAUACGGUGUCGUGUUCUUUAGUUGAAUACAUAACCGGCGUCGUUUUCUUGUAUGACUUCGUCUCCGUAUUUUUACUCGGUGUCGAACGACGUCGUUAUAAACAAACUAACAAAAAAAAACCCGAGAGAGAGGGGACAAUCAGGAAGAGACAGAGAUCGAGAGAGAGACGGAGAAUGGUGUUGACGGUGGCGAAUGUAUCAGCAAAUCUAUGCCAAUACAUAGCCUGCAAUCCGGAGCGUAUUAGCAGCGAACGAGUCUUGAACCUUCUCUUCUGCUUCCCUUUCCAGCAAUUUCAUCGCCUCGCAAUCCAUCUCUGGAGCCUAAUUAGCUCUCAUUACAACACCACCAAUUCACCAUCCGAAGACGACGACGUCGAUGGUUCGCACGCUGAUUGAGCUCUUUCUGUAAUUGUUGUGUAAUAGAUCAUCCAUGAUGGAUCUGUUCGUCUUUUUCUGCUAAAAUUUUGAUCGAAGAUCUAUGGAAUUCCGUAUACGCAAUUGCCUUGUUUCGAUUUGAUUGAAAUCCGUUCUUUUUCUGCGAUAAUUGUUGAAAAAUUUCAAUUUUCACUGGGUCCCACGCUUUGGAUUUUGCUACCAGUACCAACCGUUGGAUUUAAUAUCUGAUCUUCCUCACACCCUCCAUUUUUUCUCAACCGCUCUUCUGUUCUGUUCGCUCUGAUAUAUUUUAAUAAUAUCAAAAAAUAAACACAAAAUCGAUAGCAAAAUUAGGAGGAAUGAAGACUAUUGUGGCGCCCUGGGCGACCUCUCUGAUUUCUCGCUUCAAUGUCUAUAAAUUAGAGUCAAUACACACUCCUCUCAUAUCUCGGUUUUGCCACUUCUCUCUAUCGACCUCCUCUUCUCGUCGAUCCCUCUCUGUAAUGGCCUCUUCAACGUCGACUACUCAGGCUGUGUCGUCUGGGGAAGUUGACAGCGAUGUCAAUGUAUUACAGAUGAUUCAAAACCAUCAGAAAUCGGCUGCUCGGCUUCCACCUGUGGAGGAAAUCAGAACGGUACUUGAUCGUAGCGUGCGCGGCAUGAUUUCGACUUUCUCUCAGAAGUAUGAAGGUUACCCAUCAGGGGCAAUGGUUGACUUUGCAUGUGAUUUAGAUGGAUCUCCAAUAUUAGCAGUGAGCAGCCUGGCAGUUCAUACCAAGGACCUGUUAGCUAAUCCCAAAUGCUCACUUAUUGUUUCUAAAGAUCCUGAGGACAGAACUGACUUAGUAAUCGUCGUGCAUGGUGAUGCUAUCUCUGUUUCUGAAGAAGAGAAAGCAGCUGUUCGCACCACAUAUCUCACAAGGCAUCCCAAUGCAUUUUGGGUUGACUUUGGGGACUUCCAAUUUCUGCGCAUAGAACCAAAAGUUGUGCGAUAUAUAUCAGGGGUUGCAACAGCUUUACUAGGGUCAGGAGAGUUCUCCAAAGAAGAGUAUCAAGCUGCAAAAGUUGAUCCAAUAGCGCAGUUUUCUAAGCCUGUUGCAUCUCACAUGAACAAGGAUCAUGCUGAAGAUACGAGGCUAAUUGUGCAACAUUCAACAUCAAUUCCGGUGGACUCGGCUUAUAUGCUGGAUGUGGACAGUCUUGGAUUCAAUGCUAAGGCUUGCUAUCAGGGGAACACUUUCAAGCUUCGGAUUCCUUUCCCUAGACGUGCAGAGCAAAGAAAGGAUUUAAAAACAUUUGUGGUAGAAAUGCUUGAAGCUGCUAAGACUCAAUCCAGUUAACUGGCCUCUAUGGGAGAAAACAAAAAGGGUGAAAACGUCCAGAAGCUGCAAUACAAAUAUGCGGUCUGGACUGGAAGACUUGCAAUGAAGACAUACACUACUAUAUGCAAAUUGACUUUGCAAUCUAUAGUAAACUUACUUUGAUAUAUGCGAUGGAUGUGGGGGUUUUUUAAAGUAAACAUUUUUAGGUUAAAAUGGGGUUGCUUGUUAUCCUCAGAGAUCAAUCGCCAACCACUGAAGAUAUACUGUAGAUCUUGUACUUGCAGAUAUCAUAUUUGACAAAAUUCAUGAUAAAAAUCUAAUGCGUCUA
Molecule: messenger RNA, 2681 nt
Organism: Tripterygium wilfordii
Lineage: Eukaryota; Viridiplantae; Streptophyta; Magnoliopsida; Celastrales; Celastraceae
Exons: 14
Coding region: 1391-2371 (326 amino acids)
Source: RefSeq, a predicted model, not a curated record